AUGGUUGGAGUCCCGGGCAAAUACAAAGGCUGCGAGACCUGCCGUCUGCGCCGAGUCAAGUGCGACAACACGCGCCCAUUCUGCCGGAAAUGCCUCGACGGUGGCAGGACCUGCGCCGGCUAUGAGCGCGAGACGGUCUUCAUCGUCGGGACCAUUGAGGACCAGGGCCGGUGCUCGUCGCACCCGCCGCGGGUGGUCAAGCCCAGGGAGGAAAAGGCGGCGAGAGCGACGGCGUCGGCGAGCUCGUCGAAAGCAGGGGCGGCCGAGGACCAGGAGGGACAGGACGAAGGGAAUUUGGAGCUCGUUCCGAGUCAACCGCUUUGCCCGGCAUGGGAUGACUUGGUGUCUGUUUUGUGCCUGGGGAAGACGUAUCGGUUGCAGGUUGCUGGGCUGUAUACGGAUUUGGAAAAGCACACUACCUCCCACCUCAGCAACCAACCUACUUGGCAAGAUUCGUCAGCCCAAACCAACACGAUCUGUCGGGUCGGACCAGAAGCCUUCCAAUCCUUUCCCGCCCACCACUUUUUCGUCCGCGUCUACCGCCCUAGCGCAAUAAUGACUGCCCUUCUAAACCGCACCCCAACUUACCUCUCGGAGCCACAAUGGCUCACAACGCCCUUCGAGGAACACCCCAAAUCGCCCCUCGACCACCUCCUCGACAGCCUGUCGGCCUUGCCCGCCCUGCUCGGCCAAGCGGACCGGGUCCUCUCGCAGCAACGCACCCUCGCCCGCCGGCUGAUGGCUCAGGAUCUGCUAAACAACUGCCUCGACCUCGAGCUGGACUUGGGCAGGUGGUACUCGACCACGACACAAACGCUGGGGGGCCAUCAGCCGCUGUUCUGGCUCGCGGAUCCAUCAGCGGCAGCAGCAGCAGCACCAGGGGAAGUAGUAACGGCCGUUUUUCCGGCCCCGCUCCUGUCCUUCCGCGCCGCCCGCGCCGCGCUGGCGAUGGGGUACUACUGGACCGCGCUGGUGGUGCUUUACCCGACGGCGUGGCGGCUGUACUUUGCGGCCGUGCUGGAUCCAGUUGUCGAUGUCGACCUCAACGUCGCCGGGGGGUUCUUGUCACCGCUGGCACAGGCAGAUAUGCAGACACAGCAGCAGGGGAUAGGCAUUGGUUUGGGUUCUUAUGAGACGGGAAUGGGUAUGGGUAUGGGCAGUCGUGACGUCGGAGUGCCGGGAUCGGGGAUCUUGCCCGUCCCGGCGAGGUUGCAGGCGCUCGAUCCGAUGCGGUACUCGCUGGCCAAGACGAGGGAGGUGGCGGGGAAUGUGUGUCGAGCCAUGGAGUUUCUGCUGGCCGAAACGUGUGUGCAGCCGGAUCUGAUGUUGCAUAUGCUUCUGGUAGUGGAACGGUUUUUCCGGGAGAACGGGGACAUGGGGAUGAAUAUGGGCCUGGUUAUUGUGGAUGGAGGGCUCGAGUUGAUGUGGUGCGAGGGGUUCAGGGCGAGGUUGGUAGCCAGGGCCAGGGAGAUGCAGGCGGUUGGUCCGGGGAGGCGGUGGGUGGAUUUGGCUUCUUUCUGA
This is a messenger RNA of Parathielavia appendiculata, 1521 nucleotides long. RefSeq lists its product as uncharacterized. The record is from RefSeq and is a predicted model, not a curated record. Lineage: Eukaryota; Fungi; Ascomycota; Sordariomycetes; Sordariales; Chaetomiaceae. Gene Ontology annotation, biological process: regulation of DNA-templated transcription. The coding region runs from base 1 to 1521 and encodes 506 amino acids. Gene Ontology annotation, molecular function: zinc ion binding; DNA-binding transcription factor activity, RNA polymerase II-specific. The transcript has 7 exons.